Molecule: messenger RNA, 757 nt
Organism: Neurospora tetrasperma FGSC 2508
Lineage: Eukaryota; Fungi; Ascomycota; Sordariomycetes; Sordariales; Sordariaceae
Exons: 3
Coding region: 59-631 (190 amino acids)
Biological process (GO): cell redox homeostasis; cellular response to oxidative stress; hydrogen peroxide catabolic process
Cellular component (GO): peroxisome; cytoplasm; mitochondrion
Molecular function (GO): thioredoxin peroxidase activity
Source: RefSeq, a predicted model, not a curated record
UUACAAUCCAUCCAAAACCACCACCACCACCACCACCACUCUCAAAACAACAGCAGAAAUGUUCGCCCGCACCGCCCUCCGCGCCACGGCGUCGCCCAUCGCCCGUGCCUCGGCCCCCGCCGCCGCCAGCCGCUUCUUCUCCUCCUCGCCCGCCCGCCUCGUCAAGAUCGGCGAGCUCCUGCCCGAAGGCGAGCUCCUCCAGGAAGGCUCCCCCGGCAACAAGGUCGACCUGCGCAAGGAGGCCGAGUCGGCCCGCAACAUGCUGAUUAUCGGUGUCCCCGCUGCUUUCAGCCCCGCGUGCAGCGCGAGCCAUAUCCCGAGCUAUAUCCAGCAUCCCAAGACGCAGGAGUUUGAUGUCAAGGCGGUGGUGUCGGUUAAUGAUGCUUUUGUCAUGAAGGCAUGGAAGGAGAACCUCGACCCCGCCGGCGAGUCUGGUAUCCGCUUCCUCGCCGACCCCUCGGGAUCGUUCACCAAGGCUCUCGACCUCACCUUUGACAGCAAGGCCAUCUUUGGCAACGACCGUUCCAAGCGCUAUGCCAUGAUUGUCGAGGACGGCAAGGUCACCAAGAUUGCUGUCGAGCCGGACAACACUGGUACCGCUGUGUCGUUGGCCGACAAGGUCUUGGGUUAGACUUGAAGGAGAUACAUGAUGAUGAUGGGGACUGGUGGAGUUUAAAAGUUCCAUAUAUAUAGAAUAUGAUUAAUGAACUACGUCGGAUUGCACAGCUAUCAAAGAGACGUACUGAAGGAAUCACCA